Messenger RNA from Kwoniella shivajii, 1986 nucleotides. RefSeq lists its product as uncharacterized. NCBI's taxonomy places the organism in Eukaryota, Fungi, Basidiomycota, Tremellomycetes, Tremellales, Cryptococcaceae. The record is from RefSeq and is a predicted model, not a curated record. Bases 1 to 1986 code for a protein of 661 amino acids. The transcript has 10 exons.
AUGCAGAUCCUAAUAGACGAUUCUUCGCCUCAGAUCAAUUAUAUAUCCAAUUCGAAUGGAUGGAUUAACGAUCAUAGAACAGGAGCGACUUUUCCGGAUCAGAACGUGAAACUGUACUCGCAACAGACAUUUCAUACCACCCAGAACGAUGGAGAUCGUAUGGAAUUCAGAUUCAACGGUACCGGCAUAAGUGUCGUCGGUGCCAAACGAAACAACCAUGGUGUGUUUGGAGUCAAAAUCGAUGAUGAACAAGAAACAUACCAUUCUGGCCAUUCUGCGGAACCCAUCUUCCAAACUGUUAUUUAUGAUCGAUCAGAUCUGUCGACGACUCAAGAACAUCUCAUAGCCGUUACCAAUUAUCCCUCUAGAAAUGAUGCGGAGCCUAGCGACUUUCCAGACGCGUGGUUGGAUAUCGAUCAUAUACUUAUCACUCAGUCCAAUUUCGACGUUGUUGAUACUACAAUCAUCGAGGACACAUCUUCUCAAAUUACUUACGAUGCGGCUUGGACUUCAGGUGGACCUAAUCCAGCCAAUCAUAACAGCACGGUUCAUCUUACCAGUACUUUGGGCUCAAGUUUUAAGAUACCCUUUAACGGAACCUCUAUACAAAUAUUCUCAGGCCUAAACUUAGAUCAUGGUGGUUAUACAGUCAGUCUCGACGGCGGUCCUGAAUGGACAUAUAAUGGAUAUCAUUACGAGUAUAUAACUCAAAUACCUCAUUUUACCGCCUCGGGAUUGGCACAAGGCCAGCAUAUCCUGAAGGUUACCAAUCGCGGCAACACCACCAACGCUGUCUUAGGUUUUGAUUAUGCAGUCAUCAAUUCUACAGCUUCGCCUGGUGUUCCAGUCACUUCCACAAUUGCUUACACAUCGAUUCCUACAAUCGAACCCACACCGAACGGCAAUGAACUCUCGACAAAGUCUAGCAAAACGAACGUUGCAGCCAUAGCAGGAGGUGUAGUGGGUGGGAUAGUAGGGUUGAUCAUUGUCGCUCUAUUAGGAGGGUAUCUACUUCGUCGCAAAGCCAGGCAAACGAAGGAUCACCAAAGGUCUUAUAUUGACUUUGCAGGUGAUAGAACGGGUGGCGAUACGGAACAUAAAUCCUUUAGAUCAAGAAUGAUUUCUACCACUUCAGGUGUGACAAUCGGAACUGCCGAAGAAAACCAACAUUCUCCUUCACUAUUUGGAUCUCUGACUGGAUUACUCAAAAACAAGAGUCAAAACAAGGGACGCGACGAAGAAGUCGCAUCUUUACCAUCGCCUUCACACGAAGGAUCAAUCGCUCAUUUCUACACACCCAAUCGGGAUAAUCAAGUGAUCUUAUCGUCUCAAGCGGAUAGUUUCGAUAGUCAAAUUUAUCGAAUUCCUAACCAAAAAUCACGCUUGCCAAUAGUGACACCCCUUCAAAUUCCUCAAUCAAGACGGUCUAUGACAUCUGCUUCGUCCGCUUAUUCACAUGGAGGUGAAACUUAUCUCACCGGUAGAUUAGACAGAGCGAACCAACCUAUACCUCUACCUUCUCCACCUUCACAGGAAUCAAGCGAAUACGAUCAUUUACCGUUACCUCCAUUGCCUAAUACUAUUAACGCAAACCCAGCAACUGGUCCUAGACCAAAUUUACUUCAUGCAGAUGCUAGCUCUACUUUACUUCCACCGUCGACCAUGAGGCAAUUACUCACUUUUUCAACACCGACUGCCGAGCCCAUCAUGAAGACUCAAGUCGCUACACCCAAACCUAAUGAACUUGCUUCUCCCAACGAAGUGCUGGAUAACGGAUCGAGCAGUCCUUCUAUAUCGGGAGAUCUGAAAGCUUCUCUGCUAUAUCUAUCACUCAACUCUUCGCCAGCCAGAACCCGGUUAGAGGUGGAAGAUAACGCGAGCAGCAGUCCUAUAGGAAUUGAUGUUUCUCCUAGCGAAUUGGAUUUGGAACCGCUUGUUCUUAGCCCUCCACCAGACUAUACGCAGGCGACGUCCCCCUCAAAGUAG